This is a messenger RNA of Puccinia graminis f. sp. tritici CRL 75-36-700-3, 1106 nucleotides long. RefSeq lists its product as uncharacterized. Gene Ontology annotation, cellular component: mitochondrion. Gene Ontology annotation, biological process: negative regulation of ribosome biogenesis; negative regulation of translation. Bases 128 to 958 code for a protein of 276 amino acids. The record is from RefSeq and is a predicted model, not a curated record. NCBI's taxonomy places the organism in Eukaryota, Fungi, Basidiomycota, Pucciniomycetes, Pucciniales, Pucciniaceae. Gene Ontology annotation, molecular function: ribosomal large subunit binding. The transcript has 2 exons.
GAUUGAUUGGUUUUUGGAAAAGAGGAAGUUGAAUCGAAAUCUGGCCAAAAGGGUCUGCGACAGAUUAUUUCGCUACCCGACCCACAAGUGGCCCCACUCAACGACUGCAGUGCAGACAGAAAGUAGGAUGAACGCACAACAGAUUAUCAAUCGGACAUGGACAACGGUCACUCGAAGCCAGCAGCGACUUCGGGCUUCUCAGGCUCCUAUCAGCGCGCAUUGCAGUCGGACGAACCUGCAACGCUUCCAUCAGACCCAUCUCAACAGGACCAUUAACGAGUCUUCAAGCAGCGAGACAUCGACGAUCAUCGACCAUGAAGAACGAGACCGAGCACACGAAUCAAGCGAGCAGAAUGCGCCUGUCAGUCUGAAGCCGCCAGUCACACCUACCCUCCAUCCCAUAGCAGACCAGAUUCCGGCUCCAUCAGCUGCCUCUCCUGACCAGCCGUGGUUCGUGGACGAGGAGCCACUGGGAUCGAGCCAAGCAGCAGAAGAGGAUGGCAUGCAGGUCGAUCUGAUCACUUCUACUGCACCUCCCCCACCCGCACCAAAAAACCUGCCCGAAGAUCUCGAGGAACUCUACGCUCAUCUCAUCUCCUCGCCCUUCUUUGAUCCCCCUUCAAUCGCCUUCAUCGAUGCGAAAAAAUCCCCACUCGGCGACGCCGCUUGGACCGAUUGGGUCGUCCUCGUCACCCUCAGAAGGGGCAGAGAACGCGCUAUUCGUGGGGCCGCUGAAGGCAUCCAAUCUAUCUUGGAACCAAAGAUGACGGUGAGACUCGAAGGGACUAGUUCGACUAACUCUUCAUCAACAUGGGCAAUGGUCGAUGGAGGAAAAGUGGUGAUCCACAUCUUGAACGAAGAGUCUCGAAAACUAUACGAUCUCGAAAGCGUCUGGAAAUCUCCCUCUCCCUCUUCGUCUCAUUUCAAUCCAAAUCUAGAUGAUCAUUAUUAUUCUUGAUUCUUUUCUCUCUCUCUCGAAUCUCUCGACCCAAUAAUAUACAUUGUGGAUUCAAUUAUCAUAAACCAGCCGAAUUCUAAAAACGUCCUUCCAAUCAAUCGAUCCAUUCCUUCUGUGUAAUUGUGCAAUAAUAGAACAACAACAGCCC